Messenger RNA from Fusarium redolens, 975 nucleotides. RefSeq lists its product as uncharacterized. Gene Ontology annotation, molecular function: metal ion binding. The transcript has 3 exons. The coding region runs from base 111 to 764 and encodes 217 amino acids. Lineage: Eukaryota; Fungi; Ascomycota; Sordariomycetes; Hypocreales; Nectriaceae. The record is from RefSeq and is a predicted model, not a curated record.
CAUACAUCCCAAAAUCUAUGAACAGAAUACCAUAAUAGUGGCAAUCCGGCCGUUCCUCUUUCCGUCUCGGGCUGGUUCUGUUUUUAUCCCUGAACUACUUUUCAUUGACCAUGAGCAAAACAAAGUCGAAAACGGCUUGCCGGUAUUAUCUGGCCUCAGGUAGUUGUACGUUUGGGUCCGAUUGUUUGUUUCGGCACGACAAGCAACAGACGGGCCAUACCAAUAAUUCUACAAAUGCGAAAAAGAAGCAAAAGAAGCAAAAGAAACCGCAAAACUCCAACCAAAGAGAAAAUAAGAGAUCCCUCGACCAUAUCGACCGAUUCUUUGCCAGGUACCCUACCUUCGAAUACGACUCCUCGAGGCCAAUUUGGACAGAAUUCUACCGAAUGUGUGAAUUCUUUAAAUGGGAUCGGCAUGACAAAGAGAUGAAAGAUGCAAAACAAGAGUUCAAAACAGCAAUGGUGAAACAAUUUAACGAUAUUUACGGAACAGAUCCAAACAAUCUCAAUUCAUGGCAGAAGCUGUGUCGUGUCCUGAACAUGGAACCGGUACCUACAGACUUGGCAGCAUGUCGCGAGAGCGUACGUCAGACCCAUGUAAACUUGGUCGAUCUCGUGGAGACCCAGAACACUGGGUUGCCCGUCAAAGUGUUUGAAACUCUAAAGCAACUACAGGAUUAUACUAUUCCUAACGGGAAGUUCUUCCCUAAGAAAAGCGCAUACCAGGGUGGCUUGUUACGGUUCCUCCUUCGAGAAAUUCUCUAGGAAUUAUAGUCUCCGGUACAACGAAUUAGUGCAGAAUAUAGAGAGAAGGAAUAGUUAAUGAAUCCAUAUUCUGUACAAGCUGUAGAAAAACUAGGCCAAUGCACACGCCAAGCUGGUAGUCUUUGCCCGAUUUGUAAAGACCUGCUAUUAGGUACUGAGGACUACUUAUCGACUUGUGUGAGCGACGAUAUCAAGAAGGUCUUGGAGGAGC